AUGGCCGCAGGCACGGCCAGCCUCGCGCUGGCUGCGCCGGCCAACAUCACGCGCCGCAAGCUCAAGUGGUUCGGUAUCAACGAGUCGGGCGCCGAGUUUGGCGACGGCAUCUUCCCGGGCCUGUACAACAAGGACUACAUCUGGUACAGUGAGGACUCGAUUGACACACUUAUUGACCAAGGUCUGAACAUGUUCCGCAUCAACUUCGCCAUGGAGCGCCUGACGCCAAACUCGCUCAAUGGCACCAUCGACACCAACUACAUGGGCAACCUCACCUCGAACAUCGAGUACAUCACGUCGAAAGGCGCAUGGGCGAUGAUCCAACCGCACAACUACGGCCGCUUCUACGGCGACAUCAUCACGGACGUGGCCGGUUUCCAGCAAUGGUGGACCAAGGUAGCGAAGCCAUUCGCGCAGAACAACCUCGUCGUCUUCGACACCAACAACGAGUUCCACGACAUGGACCAAGACCUCGUGGUGCAGCUCAACCAAGCCGCCAUCAAUGGCAUCCGCGCCGCCGGCGCCAAGACGCAGUACAUCACGCCGGAAGGCAACAGCUGGACCGGAGCAUGGACGUGGGUGUCGUCCGGGAAUGCGGACACGAUGGGCGCGCUCGUCGACCCCGCCCGCAACGACACCGAGAAGCUCAUCUUCCACAUGCACCAGUACCUGGACAGCGACGGCUCUGGCACCCAUGAGGACUGCGUUUCUCCAACCAUCUUUAGCGAACGUCUCCAGGAGGCGACGCAGUGGCUGCGCGACAACAAGAAGCGCGGCCUCAUUGGAGAGUAUGCGGGCGGCGCCAACGAUGUCUGUAUCCAGGCGCUCGAGGACGGCAUGAAGUAUCUGGACGACAACAACGAUGUCUGGGACGGUGCGAUUUGGUGGGCUGCGGGCCCGUGGUGGCCGGAGGACACGAUCUACGACAUGGAGCCCCCGAACGGUGUCGCUUUUACGAAGGUCUUGCCGAAACUGCUGCCGUACGCUUAG
Aplosporella prunicola CBS 121167 is the source of this 990-nucleotide messenger RNA. Its product is annotated as glycoside hydrolase family 5 protein. NCBI's taxonomy places the organism in Eukaryota, Fungi, Ascomycota, Dothideomycetes, Botryosphaeriales, Aplosporellaceae. The coding region runs from base 1 to 990 and encodes 329 amino acids. Gene Ontology annotation, molecular function: hydrolase activity, hydrolyzing O-glycosyl compounds. The transcript is spliced from 2 exons. Gene Ontology annotation, biological process: glucan catabolic process. The record is from RefSeq and is a predicted model, not a curated record.